ACUUGGCGGUCAUCGGCCGACGGCAGUGGAGACGGCGUCGUCUCGACGGAAAAUAUACUCCGCCGGUGGCGUCGAUCCGGCCGCUAUUCCUGGCGUCUGUGGCGGGCAGGUGGUUCGCGUCUCGGGACUCCGCUGCUGGCGGCCAUUUGCAUUCCUGGCGGGUCGGGUUCGAGGACGGCGCGCCUCCAAGCGGCCUGCGAGUGAAGCUGCGGCCGUGCGCGCGGGCAUCCACCGCGUGUGACGCAGUUAGUUCAGUCGCGUACAGCGGUGGGGUGUUGCGACGUACUUCGUCUCGGUGUCCGUCGCGCGAUUUCACCGCAGCGAGCUGAACGCGGAUGUAUACUGCGUGUCGUCACUCCACGCAAGAUCGUCCGUCGCGCUCGAAACGGGUGAGUGACUUCCGCAGCGUGGCUGUCGUGUUUAGCGGGAGGACUGGUGCGGUUCGGUGACCAGCAGUGGAAGCAGUAAUGGCGGCGGCUGCGGCACCGCCGGCCACGAGGGCGCCCGAGAUGCGAACCGCAAGUGACUCUGUAUCGUACCGAACGUCGAACGGAGUACGUCGGCGACAAUCGACCGCCAGCAGCCGACACACUGUUCGCAGUAUCCGCACAACAAGGCUGUGUCUUGGCUAAUGUGACAAUACCAGAUCAGUCCAUCUUCUGACUGUUGCCCGCAAAAAUGAAAAUGGUGCUGCCACUCUUCAGGAUCUGCAGGGACAUGGUGGGCCGCGCAGUGCUGGAGACACUUCGCACCGUGGCGGACUGUCCAGCAGACGUGGCCGCUGUCAUCCAGAUCAUUAGUACAGUGGCAAGCGAUCCAGAGGUGACAGUACGUGCUGAGAUAGUGCAGACUCUACCGCCCAUUGCAAUGCUGUGCCACAAUGACCGGGAACAGCUUCAUCACUUAGUACCGGACAUAAUCUUGCCACUUGUUUUGAAGCUUCUAACUGAUACAGACAACCAGGUCUGGAAGACAGCGCAGAGGACGUUGUUGCUGCUGAUGGAGGAAGGAUUAGUGGAACCUAGCACCAUUGAGGAACAAGUGUGUCCUGUCAUUCUGAUGCUCACUGAAGAUAACAGUCCCACAGAAUUCCACGUAGAAACAGUUUCACUGAUGGUAAAAAUCGCUCCUUUGGUUGGGCGAGAUGUAACUGAACGUCUCUUGCUGCCUCGCUUCAUUGCACUGUGUUCAAACAGUGUUUUUCAACUGCGAAAGGCUUGUGCUUCUAACUUCAGUGACUUCUGUACUGUUGUGGGCACAGAAUGUGUAGAAAAUGUCAUGUUGCCACAGUUCGUGAAACUGUGUGCAGACAGUGUAUGGGGUGUUCGGAAAGCCUGUGCAGAAGUUUUCAUGUCGGUGACAUGCCUGUGCACACUACCAAUACGCAAGACUGUGCUUGCUGCGUCAUUUGCUCGCCUCCUGACUGAUGAGAGCCGGUGGGUUUGCUCACUUGCUUUUCAACAGCUUGGACCAUUCAUAUCUACGUUUGCUGAUCCCUCUGUGACUGGGUUAGCAUGUAGUGGUCAGGGUGAGAUCAUAAUAAUAAAUCCAGAAGGACAAGAUAAUCGGUUGUUUGCUGAUAAAGUGAAUGAGCAGGAACAUUCUAAUGCAGGAUGGUGGUCAGGCAGUGUUUCAAGAACAGCAGGUGUGAUAGAAUACUCUCAGGUCUGUGCACCACUUGAUCCUCCUCCACAGCCACCUUCUGAACCAAUUAAAAUUUUGCACCAAAGUAGCACUGAUCAAUCUUCUGCAGAGAAUCAUUCCAAUAGUUCUGUCUCUCACACCCUUACACAAGAUGAUCCUCCUCCACCAUCACCACCACCACCACCCCCUCCACCCCCACCACCUUCUUUGCGCCUCCAUAGUAAGGUAAUGCCAGACUCGCCAAGAAAACCACCACCUAAACCACCAGGUGAUCCGCCACCUGAGCCUCCAUCUGUUGUAGCUUCAAGUAUUAACAAAGAGUUAGAUGUAGCAAAUGACAGCCCAUCUACUGAUAUGGACACACAGUUGUCUGACCAGUCUACAGGGAUUAAUCUUGUUACUGAAAACACUUAUUCAGUCACGUUAAAUGAGUCAGGUGCUAAAAUGUCAGUUGUCAAAAGUCAAAAUCAUACUGACGACACCAUUGGUCGUGGCAAAUAUCACAUCCAUCUUGAAAGUGGUCUUGCUCCAUACAACACAUUUCAAUACUGGAGAAUGCCUAUACCCGAGCUGGAACUGGACAUCAGCCUCAAUGAGCAACUGAAGCCGGCUGCAGUGACUGUUAAGGCUCGUGUUCAAGAUGAUCAACGUACUUUUGCAUCAGAGCUUUCUGUGGACAUGGAUAUUGAUAUGGAGCUGGACCAAUUAGCAACAAGGCUAGAGGCAUCUGCAAAAGUUGAAGACAGCAGUGAGAUAAAUCCAGUCAGUAAACAGGACACAGGAGGUGGUGCAAUUGUGCAGGCUCAGAUAGGCACUGCUGCUGUGGCUGUAGUCACUGAUGAACAUCACAAUUCUACUGUUCUGGCAUCAUCAGCACAGAAGGCUGUCCUUAAAGUUCACCCAGAGUCCACAAGUGGUAUUCACGCCUAUGCUUGUAUUAAUCCAGUUGUGCCAGCUCCAAGUCUUCUGUCGGGAACAGCAACUUCCGCACCUCCUCCACCUCCUCCGCCCCCACCACCACCACCACCUCCUCCCCCACCACCGCCACCGCCGCCGCCACCACCACCUGUACUUGAGGAAAUACCGCAGGACCUAGUUCCACAAAUGUUGAUCGACCAUUUUGUGUCGAUGACACACCCAGAUCUGGCAAAGAGCGUUGAUGGUGAAAUACCCCAUCAUUGUGCUUUCAGCAUUCCAGCUGUUGCUCUGACACUUGGACGAAGGCACUGGGGACUCAUUAGAAAUACAUAUGAAACGUUAGCAUCACACACGCAGUGGAAGGUAAGGCGUACUGCAGCAGCAAGUAUUCAUGAACUAGCGAAGAUCUUGGGUGAACACAUAACAACUAGAGACCUGGUUCCUAUCUUUAGUGGUUUUAUCAAAGAUGUGGAUGAAGUGCGUAUUGGCAUUCUGCGCCAUUUUGCAGACUUCAUUCGAUUGCUAAGUCCUGGUGACCGUGAGAUGUACCUGCCUCGCUUGGAAGAGUUCCACUCGACGGACAACACAUUGGAUUGGCGUUUCCGACAUGAACUGGCUCAUCAGAUGCUGUUGGCAGUGGAAUUGUUUCCACCAUUUGCAGUAUGCCGUCAUAUGGGUCCUCUGACACUGAGCUUGCUUGUGGAUAGAGUGGCCCACGUAAGACGGCAGGCUAUAGAGCUUGUAUCUGCCAUUGUCCAUCACAUCUCCACAGACUCAAAUCUUCUUAGACCCCUCAUUCUGGAGCUUGAGCAGCAGCUUGCAAGGAGUGCAUUGUGGUCCCACCGACAGACUUUUGCUAUGCUGUGUUAUCAGCUUAUUGACGAUGACAGUAUCGAUGGUGCUAUGUUCUGCCAAGACUGGUUACUGCCACUUGUAGCUCUUUCUGCUGACAGAGUGCCAAAUGUGCGACUUGUUGUGGCUCGAACUAUUUCCAGGAUAGCUGAAAAACCAAAUUUUUUAGUGAAGAGAAGUGAACAGGUGGUGACAACUGCUCUCCUUUCGUUACGAAGGGAUAGUGAUCGUGAUGUUCGAUCCUUCAUUGCACAAAAGGAACUGUAGCCAUAAGGUUGGACUGUAUGUGCUAAAAUUACAACCUUGUUACAAGGACAUCAAAAGUGGUUUGGCGCAACGAUCUCAUUGUUUUUGAUCAUUUUUUAUUUUACUUCAGUGAUGAGCAGACUUUUAUGGGCAUUGUUAAUAGCCAUUUUUUAAACUAAAGCCAGAGGGGUAAUCAUUCUUGCCAGAAAAUUUUUAAAAUAUUUGAUGGGUCUGCAUUUUUCUUAUGGUGUGCUUUCUAUACAUAUUGGGCAUAAAUGUAUUGCCACUUUUUUAAAAGACAGCAAAAUUAUGUACAAUCUUUGUAUAUGGCAUUUAUUUUAAUUGAUAUCAGUUGUGCUGGCAGAUUUGCUCUCCCUCCCUUCUCCAUUUGUAAUCUAUGUACUGUCUUGCUUCCAGUUCUGCAAUUACUCUGUGGAACUUAGAAAUGGUUUCUGCAUUUUUAGGCACUUUUAUUUAACAGAGCUGAAUGUAAUGGGUGAAUGGCAGGUGUAAUGGCUGUGAAAGGGCAUGGUGCAAAAAUGUUGCGAACUGUGUAUUUUAUGCAGUCGGAUAUUCUUAGAUCAUUGGCCAUGCAUUAUAAAUGAGUUCCAUUUGCAGGUUUCAUUAUUUAGUAAAAGUAUUAUUUUAUGGAUUUUUGUGACUUUGCUCAGUAACAUUAAGUCCGUCAUUGAAGUUCACCAUAAAUUCUGAAUCAAUACCCUAUUUUGAUUAGGGAAUUAGAUUAGAAUAAUAUUGUGAGGUUCAGAUUGUAAAAUAUUGUAAAAUUUAACUGUAAAUUAAAUGCAUUCAAAGUUUCAAAAAAACAGAAGUUAAGCAGUUGUGGAAUCUCUUGCCUUCUGAAAGUGUUUUAUAUUUAAUUGUAUCCUGACGGCUGUAAAACAUGACUGUUGAGUGUAAAAAUAAUUUAAAUAACUUAUUUGCUGAACAAAAUAUUCCAUUGUUAUAUACAUAAACAAUAAAUGUGUACAUUAUAAAGUUAAAAGGUCAAUUAAUUUGUAUAUUAUGUGGAAAGUAUUGUUGC
Schistocerca americana (American grasshopper) is the source of this 4702-nucleotide messenger RNA. RefSeq names its product serine/threonine-protein phosphatase 4 regulatory subunit 1-like. Lineage: Eukaryota; Metazoa; Arthropoda; Insecta; Orthoptera; Acrididae. Gene Ontology annotation, molecular function: protein phosphatase regulator activity. Gene Ontology annotation, biological process: protein dephosphorylation. Bases 679 to 3681 code for a protein of 1000 amino acids. The transcript is spliced from 14 exons. The record is from RefSeq and is a predicted model, not a curated record.